AUGGCCUCCCCAAUCUCUCCAAGGCGAUUUGCCUUGCUCGUCGGGAUCGACCAGUACUCGAGCGACGGCUCAAGAAAGAGUGCAGAUGGAAACCCGCUGUCUCUACGAGACCUUCGCGGCUGUGUCAACGAUGUCCGGGCGAUCGCAGAGCUUCUUCGAAAUGAGUUCCAACUGCAGGAUCCUCGCUUCCUCACUUCCCCGCCCCUAUCGAGCUCCAACUUUCCUACAACGCCAACAGAGCUUCGGCCCACAUUUGACAACAUCAAGAGGGAAUUCGACGCCGUGGCCCAACAAGCUGGCCCUGGUGACCUCUUCUUCUUUCAUUUCUCUGGGCAUGGGGCAAGACUGCAGCCGACAAGCAAGUCCCCCCUUGGCAGGUCGAGAGACCCGUCUUUGAUGACGAUGGACUUUUGCUGUGGAAAGCCUGCAGUGAGGGGGUGGCAGUUGAACGAAUGGCUGAAAAAGCUUAACGAGAAGAAGAUUCGGACCAUUGUCACCCUCGACAGCUGCCACUCUGGCGGCGCCUUUAGGAUUGAUGGAGCCUUUCGGACUCCAGAAGGCUGGACAAGCGUCGCCAACCUUCCCGCCGACGAAGAGGCCACCGCAGAGACGUCCAUCGAAUCGGGCCGCCGUGACAGCGAGCUGGAAACGUCUUGGUCCAUCAACCCGGACGGAUUCACGCUGAUGGCAGCCUGCGAAAGCCACGAGCUAGCCGCAGAGAAGGCUGUCAACGGCAUGCCUCACGGCGCAUUCACCAGUGCGCUUUUGGCAUACCUCAAGCAGAACCGGCCAAGCGAGUCAAUAGUGACUUAUCGGACCCUGCGCGACCAGAUAGCCGGAAAGGUCAACGGACAGACUCCUCGGGUGUUCGGUCGAGACAGGCUGGUUUUCUUCGGAGACAAGGAACCAUUUUCGGCAACACCCAUCGUCGUGCGACUUGAAGGAGAAAGGAUUUAUCUUCCUGUUGGAAAGGCUCACGGUGUCCAGGAAAGGUCCGAAUUCACAACUUUCCCGCCUACAUCAUGCGCAACAUUUUCGGUGGAUGAUAUCGACGACUUCGAAUGCAGCGCCCCGGUGCCGCCAGCGGUCCUCCACGAGCAGACUUUGCAACAACACAACUACCAGAUUGUUCCAUGUCGGUGGAGUUUGGGGGACGACGUGCUCCAAGUGCUUGCCCAUCCCAGCCUGGGGAGCGAAUUCCAGCAGGCGCUUCAUGCAGCUCUUCAGGACAGGAUCGUUGGAGACAUCGAGAUUACUGAAGCCAACGACAGCUGCGGAUCUAACUCGACCGCGUUCAGGUUGGCGAAGCGCGGCGAUGGCGGCAUCGACCUCGUUGGAUCUCCGACUUUGACCGGGUACGAAGGUCCACUGCGUGGGUUGGACCUUACAGGCAACGUCGCUCAGCAGGCCACAAAAUCUGCAGCGGCCUUGGCUCAUCUGGCCCGGUUUGGGCAAGUCCUCAGCCCCAGUGGCAGCGCAUUUCCGCAGCUUGCGCUGUUCGAGCUGAUCCUUAAGCCGAAAGGGAACCAGGGGACCCGUUCGAAAGGCCAAGGGAUAAACUUUGUGUUCAAAAACACAACACAGUCUCAGCUUCACUUCACGGUCUUGGUCCUGAGUUCUGGAUUUGGCGUGAAGCAACUUUACCCUUCGCAGGAUUUUCCACAAUCGGUAAAUCCGGGCUGCGAGGAUUCGUUCGUCUUCAGCAUCACGAUACCUGACAUCCUCGACAGCUAUGGGGAGCAGCGAGAUAUAAUUCGUACGGUAGUUACGAAAGGCAGGCAGCUUUCGUGGAAAAGCCUGGAACUGCCUGAGAUCUGGGAUGCCGACCAGCUGGCCUGCAAGCGCAGGGGGGCGGGGAGGGGUGCGGAUUUGGAAUCCCAAUGUAACUGGGUAAUGUGCAACUGCGGAGUACGCUGCAUUUGGCGCAAAGCCCUGCUCAGCAAGGCUUUUGUUCUGGAGGAGCGGGUGCAGGUACGGGUAGGCUGGUACUUGACCCUUGAUCGCACUGGGCUGGGAGGAAGCCUGCAGUCAGCGCACUGA
This is a messenger RNA of Gaeumannomyces tritici R3-111a-1, 2040 nucleotides long. RefSeq lists its product as hypothetical. The transcript has 2 exons. The record is from RefSeq and is a predicted model, not a curated record. Gene Ontology annotation, biological process: proteolysis. Gene Ontology annotation, molecular function: cysteine-type endopeptidase activity. Bases 1 to 2040 code for a protein of 679 amino acids. Lineage: Eukaryota; Fungi; Ascomycota; Sordariomycetes; Magnaporthales; Magnaporthaceae.